This is a messenger RNA of Aspergillus nomiae NRRL 13137, 1596 nucleotides long. RefSeq names its product putative pantothenate transporter. Lineage: Eukaryota; Fungi; Ascomycota; Eurotiomycetes; Eurotiales; Aspergillaceae. Gene Ontology annotation, cellular component: plasma membrane. The record is from RefSeq and is a predicted model, not a curated record. The coding region runs from base 1 to 1596 and encodes 531 amino acids. The transcript has 8 exons. Gene Ontology annotation, molecular function: dipeptide transmembrane transporter activity; allantoate transmembrane transporter activity. Gene Ontology annotation, biological process: allantoate transport; dipeptide transport; tripeptide transport.
AUGAAUUCGAAGACCGUGGAUAUCUCUGUCUCUUCCGGUUCACAAAUGGAGGUCGACCACCCCAAACAAAACCACGGGUACGAUGAUGCCAUCAAUAUAUUCAAUGGAGAGUCAGGCGACAUAGACAUUGAGUUCACGGACAAGGAAGCCUCUGUCGUCCGCUGGAAAAUUGACUUGACCAUUGUCCCCAUGGUAACUGUGACGGAAGAUGUGCCCUUUGGUUCUUUGCUGACCGAAGUCCACUGGCAGAUGACCGUGAGCUAUAUCCUUUCCUUCAUCGACAAAGGUAUUCUAUCCACUGCUGCCGUUUAUGGCCUCAGGACAGAUCUGGAUCUGAAGGGCCAACAGUAUAGUUGGGCAUCGUCGAUCUUUUAUUUUGGGUUCCUUGUCUGGCAAUAUCCAAAUUCCAUCUUCAUGCAAAAGCUUCCUAUUGGCAAGUGGAUAGGAUCCAUGAUCUUCAUGUGGGGACUUUGUGUCGCGACAACGGCCGCCUCGACGAAUUUCGCAACGCUUGCCGUCAAUCGGUUUUUCUUGGGUCUCUUCGAGGCCUCCAACAAUCCUGCCUUCACACUCUUGGUCAGCCAAUACUUCACGAAGAAUGAGCAUGCCCUGCGCUCAUGUAUUUGGUGGGCUGGUGCACCCAUCGGCGCCUUUAUUGGUGAUGGUGUCUCGAACGGUAUCGGCCAUGUGCAUGGGAAGCUGUCCCAAUGGCAGUAUCUAUAUCUCAUCUUUGGCCCCAUCACCAUGCUGUGGGGGAUCAUAGUGUUUUUCACCAUGCCCUCCUCACCCAUGUCGGCAUGGUUCUUGACGCCUCGGGAGCGAAAAAUUGCUGUUGUUCGGGUGCUUCAAAAUCACGCGGGUCUUCACAACCGACAAUAUAAAAUUUACCAAGUCAAGGAAGCCCUCCGGGAUCCUCAGGCGUGGAUGAUGUUUUGCAUAGUAUUCUUACAGUGUAUACCCGGAGGCGGCUUAAACGCGUUUAACAAGAUUAUUCUCACGGGUCUUGGUUUCUCCAGUGUCGAGUCCACUGUUGUCGCGAUGCCAGAACAUGCCGUUCAACUUGUCAGUGUGUUACUUGCGGGUAUUGUAUGCUCGUGGGUCGGUAAGGGCCGAUGCAUUGCCAUGAUCCUCAGCAACGUAUGCGUUCUUGUGGGCAGUGUUCUAUUAUACACUCUGCCGACGGAUCGGAAAAUGUCUCGCUUGGGAGCUGUAUAUUCCCUUCUGACUUGUACAGUGUCCUACAUCAUGUGCAUGUCCAUGAUAUCGUCUAACAUUGCUGGGUUCACUAAAAAAAUGACCGUCAGUGUUAUGAUUUUUGUCGGCUACUGUGUGGGUCAAAUUAUCACACCGCAAUUCUUCCUGUCGACGGAAGCACCGACCUAUCCUACCGGAUUCCGGGCCUAUUUCGUCACCUCGUCCAUGAUGAUCGCAGUCGAAGCUGCCCUAAUGUUCUAUCUGCUCAAUGAAAACAAGCGGCGGGAUAAACAUGCACUUGAGUUAGGGGUCUCCCAGAACACCAGUGAUCAUCGUAUUGUAGAGACGGAUCUCUUAGAUCUGACUGAUUGGGAACGACCUGAAUUUAGAUAUGCCUGGUAG